Molecule: messenger RNA, 2976 nt
Organism: Cephus cinctus (wheat stem sawfly)
Lineage: Eukaryota; Metazoa; Arthropoda; Insecta; Hymenoptera; Cephidae
Gene: Rab39
Product: ras-related protein Rab-39B
Exons: 3
Coding region: 228-884 (218 amino acids)
Biological process (GO): Rab protein signal transduction
Cellular component (GO): Golgi membrane
Molecular function (GO): GTPase activity; GTP binding
Source: RefSeq, a predicted model, not a curated record
CUAGGUCAGUCUAGGUUGUGUUUUCGUGGUGUGCAGAAAAAUAACGCUUGCGCACUAGUAGCUGGAUUCUGGCUAUCUCAGUGUUGUGAAGAGGUAGGAAGUUGGAUGAUUAAUAUGUCACGGCCAACUGGGGAGAAUCUGCGUUUGAGAAAUACGCACUCGAGAGAAUGUUGAUUUUUUGAAGGGCCUGCAACCACCUUUAACUGUUCUAAGCGAAGUUCAUCACGAUGGUGGAACCAAUUUUUGACUAUCAAUUUCGACUGAUUCUCAUCGGCGACAGUACGGUUGGGAAAAGUUCUCUACUCAAAUACUUCACUGAUGGCAAGUUUGCAGAGCUAUCAGAUCCAACAGUAGGAGUAGAUUUCUUUGCUCGUUUAAUUGAAGUAAAAGAUGGUACAAGAAUUAAAUUACAAUUAUGGGAUACAGCUGGCCAAGAAAGAUUUAGGUCAAUUACAAAAUCAUAUUACAGAAAUUCUGUAGGAGCACUUCUUGUCUACGAUGUGUGUAAUAGAGCCAGUUUUGAGCAUAUUCCCCAAUGGAUGAUGGAAGCACGCAGGCACAUUGAACCACAUCGGCCUGUCUUUGCAUUGGUAGGAUGUAAGUUAGAUCUUGUAAGCAAUGGUGGUAGGAGAGAAGUAUCAAAGGAAGAAGCAAGAGCUUUCGCCGAUCAACAUGGAGUUCACCACAUUGAAACAAGUGCAAAGACAGGGAUUAAUGUUGAAGAGGCAUUUAAAACAGUUACCCAAGAGGUUUAUAAUAGAAUAUUAACAGGCGAAUAUAAGAUUGAAGAUGGAUGGGAUGGUAUAAAAACAGGAUUUGCUAGGCCUGGAGGUUUAGAUUUUAAUCUAGUCGAGGCAGAACCAACAAAAAGUUCUUGUUGCUGAGUUAGUUGUCAAAAUAUUUCUUAUUCUUUGGAGAGGACAAGGGACGUUGGGAACGCAGUGGAAAUUAUAUGCAAUCAGAUAAUUGAAAUAUAAAAAUCUUGCAGUUCAAUGUUACUUCGAUGAACACUAAUAGAUUUAAAUUACUAAUCAAGAGCUAACUCAUGAUUUUCUGCUGCAUUCUUAUCGUGGAAACAAGACUAACCACUAACGAUCAUCGAAACUUGUGUAUAACAAUAGGCAUUGACUUUUCUGUAUAUAAUUUGUAUAUAAGAAUUAAUAUAUUAAUAUUAUUGGAGUACCUAUACAAUGUAGAUUGUGCUAGGAAUUAUUUUCUUUUUCUAUAUUAUGGAAAACAAGGUACAUAUAUCGUUACUCCAAACAAUCGUGUCUAUACCUUAGUUAGUACGUGCAACAGAUGUAAAGUACAUUAUAAUUAACAUAAAGCCGAAAAUUUUGUUCCCCAAGAGAUAAUAUGGCUGUGUUCUUCAUGAAAUUGCUCUUAUGUUCUCAUUAUCAUAUUGCAAUGGGAAUGCAAAUAUUAACAUAGAAAAACGUAUAUUGAUAUGAAAGUUAGAUAGGGUAACGUGAAUUAUUUAGAGUUCGCAUUUUAUAAGGAUAGUAGAUCAUUAGGUUAAAUAUUUCCUUUAGCGAAUGUAACAGUUAAACAAUAGAUUUUCUUUACCAAUAAUUAAAAAAUGGAAUUCUACUACGUAUUUAAAAAGACAUACGUAAUCAAUUUACGGCCAAAGUUUGAACAAACAGAUUUUAUACCUGACAUAUUCCGUAAUUCGCUUCGCGUAUUUAUAGACAUUUGUCUUAAUUGUAAGUCGGAACAAAAUCGGUAUAGGUUAAUAAAAAGACUUGUAUUUCUGAAGCUACUAGAUAAAAUCAUUGCAAGGUUGAAACUUUUUAAGCUGCUUAUACUAGAUUCACUAUAUAAAGUAAUAUGCGUAUAUAAGAAUUUGAUAAGAAGGGCAAAUAAAUGAUAUUUGCUAAAAGAUUCAUCUUUUUUCACAAUUAUACUAGAGAUAUAGUAGCCAAUUUUGAACAACACGGAGCAUAGCUGACAAAUUGAGAAACAGAAAACGUCAGAAGUACAUAAAAUGAAUUUUCAACGUUUCUCGUCCUCUAUCUAAUACUGUAUAGCGAUAUGCCAAAACUUAUAUUUACCCGUGAUAUGUUAUAUUCAGAAGUCUACCCAUACACUUCCUAUCACCAAAAUAGAGUCGACUCCAAUAAUAUGUUCAUUGUACUUCAACGACUUUUACUAAUCAAAUUGACGGAGUGCGGUUAAAAAUCGCUGAAAUGAUUAGAAAUUUGCUGACGUGCUAAUAUGUAGUGGAUGCUAUAAUUACAUUUACACGACGAUGGUUCACUUAGUACUGAUCUAAAGGAAUCAAUCCCAAAUAUUUCUUAGAAGUAGAAAUGUCUGUGAUUUGUCAUUUCCUUUAGAUGACUCGUGUAAACGUAGUCUAUGAAAUGAAUUUUCAUCUGUUACUGAAAUUCAAAAAUUAGAAACUUCAAAAUAACAAGAUCUAAGAAUUUGUCAAUUAUUCCAUCCAAUUCGCUUUUAAUAAGAGUACCAAUCCUUGUUUGGCGAUUAUUUAAAUUAUCAUAAACUUCGUAAUAUUAUAUGACUAUAGACUGCAGUGCGACUAGUCAUUUAAAUUAAGAGUUUAUUCAAACAGCAGGCAGGUUUUUACAAGACGAUAUUUUCUAAUUCACUGUAAUACGUGUUCAUUUUAUAUUCAUUCAUAUGCAUCUGUACUUGCAUGUACGAUUUUAUUGUUAAAAAUAAAUAUCACAUAAAAAUUCAGACAUAGCUAAAAGCAUUUUAUCGUUUAUAAUUUUUCUUUUUUCAAUUUUAAUGCGUUUUUCUGCAAGGUAUUUGAAGUAUUGUGUAUCAAAAGCGUAUUGUUACAGAUUAAGGUCGUACGACCAAGUAAACUCGUAUUUUAAUUCGAAUUAUAAUUAUACCUUUAUAAAGCACAUCACAGCGAUACUGAUAAUAUCAUUUUGCUGCUGAGUAUCUUCAUGUUGGAUGCUUUUAUAAACAUUGAUGUCUCAAUAAAAUGGUAUGGCAUCUCGUAAA